Molecule: messenger RNA, 1889 nt
Organism: Phalacrocorax carbo (great cormorant)
Lineage: Eukaryota; Metazoa; Chordata; Aves; Suliformes; Phalacrocoracidae
Source: RefSeq, a predicted model, not a curated record
CAGUUGCUGUGACUCCCUGGUUUCACGGUUGUGGCGUCCCUCCGUCUUCCCGGCGGGAGAAUGUCUCUUUCUGUUACCGGUCCUUGGAAGUUUCUCGGCUCGCGAGCCUUGAAUUCCUUUCACAGGUCGGCUCGCGGAGCGGGCUGUGGAUUUAGGUUAAUAAUGGCUCGAGCUGCAAGUUUAACCCUUUAGUUAUUUACAGCACUGCUGUCCCCGGGGUGGCUCCAAUAACGCUAAGGGGGAGGAGGCCGGGCCGUGUCCCGCCCUAGUUCUCGGGGAGGCGGGGCGGAGGCGCGUCCCGGGCGGCGGCGGCGGCGGCCGGGCCGGGCUCUGCGGUACCGGAGCGAUGCCCGAGUGCCCGGAGCUGCACCUGGCCGGGCGGUACAUCAACGAGGCGUGCGGCGGGGUGGUGUUCGCGGGCGGCGUGGAGCGCUCGGCAGUGGGCAGAGGCCCGGAGGUGCCCUUCUCCAGCGAGGCCUACCGCAUCUCGGCCGCCUCCCGGGGCAAGGAGCUGCGGCUGACGCUGGCCCCGCUCGCCCCCGCCGCCGCCCCGCUGGACCUCGUCUUCCGCUUCGGUAUGUCGGGCUCGUUCCGGCUGUGCCCCGGCGCCCAGCUCCCCCGCCAUGCCCACCUCCGGUUCCACACCCGCGACAGCCCGCCGCGCGCCCUCUGCUUCAUCGACGCCCGCCGCUUUGGCUCGUGGCGGCUGGGGGACGCCUGGCAGCCCGGCCGCGGGCCCUGCGUCCUCUCCGAGUACCAGGCCUUCAGGGAGAACGUGCUGAAGAACCUGGACGACAAAGCUUUUGACAAGCCCAUCUGCGAGGCCCUCUUAAACCAGAAGUUUUUCAACGGAAUUGGGAAUUACCUCCGUGCUGAGAUCCUGUACAGGUUGAAGAUCCCACCCUUCGAAAAGGCUCGGACUGUGCUGGAGGCCCUGAAGGAUCAGGAGCAGGCCAGGAGGAUGAAGAAUCAUUCCCUCACUCUGAGCAAGAAGCUGAAGCUGAUGCGGGAUAACCCGGAUCUCCUGGAGCUGUGUCACACUGUGCCCAUGGAGGUCAUCGCAGCAGAGAAAAAUCUCCUGGACCCAGAUCACUCAGAUAACUACGCUGCUUUCAAGAACUGGCUGCAGUGUUACUUGGUGCCUGGCAUGAGCUCCCUGCGUGACCGCAAUGGCAGGACCAUAUGGUUCCAGGGAGAGCCUGGCCCCAUGGCUCCUAAAGGGAAGACCUCCCGCAAGUGUGCUCAGCUGAAGGCGGAUCCCGAGGCUGAGACCCCCAGGGUCACCAUGCGUGCCUCAAAACAGCGCCGCAGGGCUGCAGUGAAACCCCCAAAGUCAGCUGAGGAGGAGGCGGCUGACGGGCCGAGGAAGGGACGUGCUCGCGGGAGGAGGAAAGUGACCACUGCUGCAGCCUUGCCCGAGACUGAGGUGCUGGUCAAAGCCAAAAGAAGCCACCGGACAUCUGCACGCAGGGGCAAAGAUGCAGCCCUGGAUGUGUGAGUGUGGCACGCCGCCCUCCCCCCAAGGGGCAUUUCUCCCCCCAAGGGGCAUUUUAACAGCCACAGGAGCUCAGGGAGGGCCUGGCCAAGGGCCUGCAUUAGUGCUGGGAGAAAUGGGGUCUGCUUGGUACCUGAGCUCACACCCACUUGCUACCGCUGCAUCCUGCCAGUGCGGGAAGGAGAAGCUGGGCUUGGUGAUAGGGCUGAUUUAUCCAGCAUCCUCCUGCUGACCCCAGGCAUUUGAGGCGCAUAAGGGCCAAGGCCUGCACACUGUGCUGGACUCUGACCCUUCCCUCUGCCUAAAAGUGGAUCCCUUCUUCCUUCCCCUCUUCUCUUUCUGGCUGUGCCUGGAUCACUGUUUUUAGCUGACUAAUAAAGUAUAUUCGUAGAAA